AUGAAGACAAUCAGGAUCCUGUGUCAAGUCGCAAUCGUCCUCUCAGCGGGGUCGGCCUCUCACGUGUCAAGCCCUAACGCAGCGCCAUGCUGGGACCGUAAUCUCGUGGACUUAUCGUAUCCGUUCAACAACGAGACAAUCUACUGGACAGACGACAAACACUUCGUUUUCAACGCCACCGUCGCCGCGGAAAACGAGGAAUGGUAUCAGCUGGACAGCAUCAGUACCCCGACGCACGGCGGCACGCAUCUUGACUCGCCUCUACACUUCAAUAAAGCAGGCUGGUCAGUGUCCCAGAUCCCUAUACAGAGGCUCAUGUUCCUGCCCAUUGCCCUGCUCGACAUCCAAGAACAAUCGGCAAGCAAUCCGGACUACCAGUUGACCGUCGACGACAUCCGACAAUGGGAAGACCGGAACGGACGGCUCCCCGACGGCUGCCUGCUCCUUGUACGCUCCGGACGAGCCAAGUUUUGGCCCGACCGGUCACCCUACUUGGGCCAGGAUUCUCGGGGACGCCGCCACUUCCCCUCCAUUUCGCCCAACGCGGCGCGCUAUCUGGCGGAGCAGCGGCAAGUCUACGGCGUCGGCUUGGACACGCCUUCGCUGGACAUACCCGGACAGACCGCGACGCACGUCAUCCUGUCAGCGCGGAACAUUUACAACCUCGAAAACCUGGCCGACCUGAGCCUCCUUCCCAACACGGGGGCACACGGUGUAGUUCUGCCGAUGAAGAUAGAUGGCGCCAGUGGCGCUUCUGUUCGCGUCGUGGCCAUUCUACCUUAA
Messenger RNA from Ixodes scapularis (black-legged tick), 783 nucleotides. RefSeq names its product isatin hydrolase-like. Gene Ontology annotation, molecular function: arylformamidase activity. The transcript is spliced from 3 exons. Lineage: Eukaryota; Metazoa; Arthropoda; Arachnida; Ixodida; Ixodidae. The record is from RefSeq and is a predicted model, not a curated record. The coding region runs from base 1 to 783 and encodes 260 amino acids.